Molecule: messenger RNA, 3383 nt
Organism: Corythoichthys intestinalis (scribbled pipefish)
Lineage: Eukaryota; Metazoa; Chordata; Actinopteri; Syngnathiformes; Syngnathidae
Gene: abi2b
Product: abl-interactor 2b
Exons: 12
Coding region: 43-1746 (567 amino acids)
Biological process (GO): neuron migration
Cellular component (GO): actin-based cell projection; lamellipodium; SCAR complex
Molecular function (GO): SH3 domain binding; signaling adaptor activity
Source: RefSeq, a predicted model, not a curated record
CCCGUGAUCCCUACAGUACCGCACGCAACCGUGGCGGCGCCAAUGAGCCCAUGCUGCCCCGCUAAAGAUGUGAAAAUGGCGGAGCUACAAAUGCUUUUGGAAGAAGAAAUUCCAGCAGGUCGAAGCGCUCUGCUGGAUAGUUUUACUAAUUUGGAAAGAGUCGCCGAGUAUUGUGAGAGCAACUAUGUCCAGUCUCCAGAUAAGCAGCGAGCACUGGAGGAGACCAAGAAUUACACCACUCAGUCGUUGGCCAGUGUGGCCUACCUGAUCAACACGCUAGCCAACAAUGUCCUGCAGAUGCUGGAUAUCCAGGCCUCCCAGCUACGCCGCAUGGAGUCAUCCAUCAACCACAUUUCUCAGACGGUGGACAUUCACAAAGAGAAGGUGGCCAGGCGAGAGAUUGGCAUCCUCACAACCAACAAAAACACAUCCCGCACACACAAGAUCAUUGCCCCAGCCAAUCCUGAGAGGCCCGUGCGCUAUGUCCGCAAGCCUGUUGACUACAGCAUACUGGAUGACAUGGGCCAUGGAGUCAAGUGGUUGCAAAGGUUUAAGGCAAGUGCUCAGAGCAUGAAAGCUGGUGGUGGAGGUGGACUCCCUCGCACAAAUCCCCCAACACAGAAGCCACCCAGCCCUCCUAUGAGCGGGAAGGGGACCCUUGGGCGACACUCCCCAUAUAGGACGCUCGAGCCAGUGCGUCCUCCCGUUGUCCCUAACGACUACGUCUCGAGCCCGACGCGCAACAUGGCGCACCCCCUGCAGAGCCCAGCACGCAAUGCAUCUGUUAAUCAGAGGAUACGCACGUACAGCAGCGGGAGCAGUGGAGGCAGUCACCCCAGCAGUAGUCGCAGCAGCAGCCGGGAAAACAGCGGCAGUGGCAGUGUGGGCGUGCCCAUCGCUGUGCCUACACCGGCCCCGCCUACAGCCUUCCCAGCCCCUGCCCAAUCCAAUGCUACUAAACCUCCACCCAACACAGCCACUACUCCUGGUCACAUACCCCCUGUUCUUGAUGGCCCCCCUCAAGCCUCUAGCCCACCUGCCGAGAUCCCGCAUGUCCCCCCACCCCCUCCCCAGCUCCCCACCUCCACAGCCCCUGCUGGCACAGGACCCACUGCUUAUGGAAACCCUGCACAAGGUGCUCCUCAGUUCUACAGCAUGAACCGCCCAGCACAGCAGCCCCAGAACACCCAUGUGGGAGGCUCGCUGCCGUACCGCCGACCCUCGUCUGUCACCGGCCAGCCUAACAUGGCACCAAAUCAGAACCAGCUCAACGGUGGACCCCACUUUGCCCAGAAUCAAGGCCCAAUUGCACCCCCUCCCCCAUCCAUGCAGAUCACCCCUCAGCUGCCCCUGAUGGGCUUUGUGGCCCGAGUUCAGGAAACCAUCUCAGAUGUGCCGCCACCGCCGCCCCUUGCCGAUGAGCCUGUGUUCGAGGACCCAACACCACCUCCUCCCCCACCAGAGGACUACGAGGAUGAUGAGGAAGAAGAAGAGUCAGCAGUGGUGGAAUACAGUGACCCGUAUGCGGAGGAGGACCCACCUUGGGCGCCACGCAACUACCUGGAGAAAGUGGUGGCCAUCUACGACUACAGUCGGGACAAAGAAGACGAGCUGUCCUUCCAGGAGGGGGCCAUCAUCUACGUGAUAAAGAAGAACGAUGACGGCUGGUACGAGGGUGUGAUGAACGGAACCACAGGCCUCUUCCCAGGCAACUACGUGGAAUCCAUCAUGCACUACGCAGAUUGAGAAACACCCCCUACUACCCUCCUCUGGGCAAUGAGGCAGCCCAUGGGGAAGAGGAGGGGAGCCAAGGGUUAAAGGUCACAGACUUUGAACAUACAGAGCAUGAUCACCUCUGGAAAGGAGAGACGACCUCCGGUCUCCUCUCUACCUAAACAAAACUACCACUACUUUUAACAUUCUGUUUCUUUCUAGCCGCUGUUUGAUUUGGAGAGUUUGCAAUACAUUACGAGGCAUUGUCUUUGAAUUUGUUCUGCCAAAUUGCCCAUAUUUUAGAGUACAAUAUUUAUUUGCGUUCUGUUGUGGUUUUCUUAUGUGCGGGCAAAAAGGAGGUAGAUUUUCAUCUUGCAGCUUCGGUUUAAGGCCGGGUAGAGAAUGCCUUCGCAAGGCAUUGCAGAAAACUUUUCUCCUUGGACAAACCCAAAAACAUGCAGCAAGUGUUUUUAUGUGGAUAGGGAUCUUGUUGGGGUGAAGCACCAACAAUCGUUAUAAGCACAUCCAGUGUCUUAAUGUGACACACGGCAAAGAAGGCUGAAAAUGUUUAUAUUAUCCUAUUACGUUUACGCUAACGGAUGGUCAGUGACCCUCCAAAGAUGCGAGGCGUGAAGUACUCUGUUGCACAGCGAUCACUUGCGGAGUGUGCAGCUUCUCUUGUGAAUAAUAGAAGUUUAUUAGCUCGUGUGGCAAGGUCGGCCUCCGGCUCAGUUGCAGUGUUCUUAAGUGGUGGGGAUGAUUUUUCUUUGGUUUUACUGCUUGAAAAGGAUUUGCAGAGUGGCAUGUCUCUUCUUGAAGGAUAAGGUGGCUCUAUUGUGAUGAUUUAUGUCUAAAUAUUUUUUAGGUAUGGUCAGACGUGAAUCUUUUUCUCCCUACCGACGGUGAUACAUUUACGUAGGUCAUUUCAAAGAUAAUUGUGCCAUAUUGAGACGCGUGUUGCAGUCAGAGUGGGAUGAUUUUUUUUUUCUCUCUCCACUUUUUACAAGUUGUUUUAACCAAAAGAACAUGCAUUUGUAGUGAAACGAUGUAGAAGAACUAAUAUAAAAGCGACAAGAUUUAUUAAAUAUGAUAUGACCGCUGUUGUUGAAAUGGUUUUAACCGUCGCAUCUGAUGCAUCUGUUGUGAGCAAUUUAAAGGGUGUACCAUCUUAAGUCAUUCCGUGUCAUUGACGGCAAUAUAUGUCCAAUCUGUUUGAAUUUAACACCCAAUUCAAAUGAAUUAAAUGUUUAUCACCGUCAAUUGCAGCCAAUGAGUUAAACGCGCUUGGCAGUGUUCGGUAUUAGCGUGCCCUCAGUACUUAAGCCAGAAACUUUAUUUUCUAUAUUAAAAAUGAAAAAUAUUCCAGUGGGUCUGUAUGUGAGUCUUGCAUGCCAUUAUUAUCUGUGCUUUCCCCAAAAACCACAUGGCAAGAGCAGUCAUUUGAAAAAGCAGUUGUGACCCACCUCAUCCAAAGAAACUGUUCAACUUCCCUUGGAAGGAACGAAGGGAGGAAUCGGGCUUGGGGUCCGGAGGGGAGCUUGAGAACCUGAUAGGCAGUUCAGUAUCAGUCCAUGAUGCCAUUGUGUUGCACAUUUGAAGUUGAUUUGCAAGAGUCUCAUAUUUGUAAAAUCCAGAGAACAAAGACAAUAAAGAUAUACGGAUUCAAUUGC